Molecule: messenger RNA, 4800 nt
Organism: Hipposideros armiger (great roundleaf bat)
Lineage: Eukaryota; Metazoa; Chordata; Mammalia; Chiroptera; Hipposideridae
Gene: PLXNA4
Product: plexin A4
Exons: 33
Coding region: 1-4800 (1599 amino acids)
Biological process (GO): regulation of cell migration; semaphorin-plexin signaling pathway
Cellular component (GO): semaphorin receptor complex; plasma membrane
Molecular function (GO): semaphorin receptor activity; protein binding
Source: RefSeq, a predicted model, not a curated record
AUGGAAGAACUCCUCUCUCUGCUGGACCAAGAGCUGCCCAUUAGCAAUGGGAGGACAGGAUCUGACUUUGAAUUUUCUGUCCUGGGCUUAGAGACUGCCACUGCUGGCAGUCUCUGCCACUGCGGGGGAGUGGGCAGCUGCAUCCUGGUGGAGGAGGUGGCUGCUNAGGAAGAUACCGCCUUCAACUCCUACGUGGAGGUGCCCAUUGGCUGUGAGCGCAGUGGGGUGGAAUACCGCUUGCUGCAGGCUGCCUACCUGUCCAAAGCCGGCGCUGUGCUUGCCCGGACCCUCGGGGUUCGUCCUGAGGACGACCUCCUCUUCACAGUCUUCUCCAAGGGCCAGAAGCGGAAAAUGAAAUCCCUGGAUGAGUCGGCCUUGUGCAUCUUCAUCUUGAAGCAGAUCAAUGACCGCAUUAAGGAGCGGCUGCAGUCCUGCUACCGGGGCGAGGGCACCUUGGACUUGGCCUGGCUCAAGGUGAAGGACAUCCCCUGCAGCAGUGCGCUGUUAACCAUUGAUGAUAACUUCUGUGGCCUGGAUAUGAACGCCCCCCUGGGCGUGUCUGAGAUGGUACGUGGCAUCCCCGUCUUCACAGAGGACAGGGACCGCAUGACCUCUGUCAUCGCAUAUGUCUACAAGAAUCACUCCCUAGCCUUCGUGGGCACCAAAAGUGGCAAACUGAAGAAGAUCCGGGUGGAUGGGCCCAGAGGCAAUGCCCGCCAAUACGAGACUGUGCAGGUGGUAGACCCCGGCCCGGUCCUCCGAGAUAUGGCCUUCUCCAAGGACCACGAGCAACUCUACAUCAUGUCAGAAAGGGAGCUCACCAGAGUCCCUGUGGAGUCAUGUGGUCAGUAUCGGAAUUGCAGCGACUGCCUUGGCUCCGGCGAUCCCCACUGUGGCUGGUGUGUGCUCCACAACACGUGUACCCGGAAGGAGCGCUGUGAGCGGUCCAAAGAGCCCCGCAGGUUUGCCUCCGAGAUGAAGCAGUGCGUCCGGCUGACCGUCCAUCCCAGCAACAUCUCUGUUUCUCAGUACAAUGUCCUGCUGGUCCUGGAGACAUACAAUGUCCCAGAGCUGUCAGCGGGCGUCAACUGCACCUUUGAGGACCUGUCAGAGAUGGAUGGGCUGGUGGUAGGCAAUCAGAUCCAGUGCUACUCCCCAGCGGCCAAGGAGGUGCCCCGGAUAAUCACAGAGAAUGGAGACCACCAUGUCGUCCAGCUGCAGCUCAAGUCAAAGGAGACGGGCAUGACCUUUGCCAGCACCAGAUUCGUCUUCUACAACUGCAGCGUCCACAAUUCAUGCCUGUCUUGCGUGGAGAGCCCGUUCCGCUGCCACUGGUGUAAAUACCGCCAUGUCUGCACCCAUGACCCCAAGACUUGCUCCUUCCAGGAAGGCCGAGUGAAGCUCCCUGAGGACUGCCCCCAGCUGCUGCGAGUGGACAAGAUCCUGGUGCCAGUGGAGGUGAUCAAGCCCAUCACGCUGAAGGCCAAGAACCUGCCCCAGCCGCAGUCUGGGCAGCGUGGGUACGAAUGUAUUCUAAGCAUCCAAGGCAGCGAGCAGCGGGUGCCGGCCCUGCGCUUCAACAGCUCCAGCGUGCAGUGCCAGAACACCUCCUAUUCCUACGAAGGGAUGGAGAUCAACAACUUGCCCGUGGAGCUGACAGUGGUGUGGAACGGCCAUUUCAACAUUGACAACCCAGCUCAGAAUAAAGUUCACCUCUACAAGUGCGGAGCCAUGCGCGAGAGCUGCGGCCUGUGCCUCAAGGCGGACCCAGACUUCGAGUGUGGCUGGUGUCAGAACCAGGGCCAGUGCACCCUGCGGCAGCACUGCCCCGUCCACGAGAGCCAGUGGCUGGAGCUGGCGGGUGCAAACAGCAAGUGCACCAACCCCCGCAUCACAGAGAUAAUCCCCGUGACAGGCCCCCGCGAAGGGGGCACCAAGGUCACCAUCCGAGGCGAGAACCUGGGCCUCGAGUUCCGGGACAUCGCCUCCCACGUCAAGGUGGCCGGCGUGGAGUGCAGCCCGUUGGUGGAUGGCUACAUCCCUGCGGAACAGAUCGUGUGUGAGAUGGGGGAGGCCAAGCCCAGUCAGCACGCCGGCUUCGUGGAGAUCUGUGUGGCCGUGUGUCGGCCCGAGUUCAUGGCCCGGUCCUCACAGCUCUAUUACUUCAUGACGCUGACGCUCUCAGACCUGAAGCCCAGCCGAGGGCCCAUGUCCGGAGGCACCCAGGUGACCAUCACGGGCACCAACCUGAACGCGGGCAGCAAUGUGGUGGUGACGUUCGGCAAGCAGCCCUGCCUCUUCCACAGAUGCCCCAUGCCACCUACUCCAGACUGGAGCAUUGUCAGUGGAAACACGCCCAUCGCCGUGUGGGGGACUCACCUGGACCUCAUACAGAACCCCCAGAUCCGCGCCAAGCACGGAGGAAAGGAGCACAUCAAUCUCUGUGAGGUUCUGAACGCUACUGAAAUGACCUGCCAGGCUCCAGCCCUCGCGCUGGGGCCCGACCACCAGUCCGACCUGACGGAGAGGCCCGAGGAGUUCGGCUUCAUCCUAGACAAUGUCCAGUCCCUGCUCAUCCUCAACAAGACCAACUUCACCUACUAUCCCAACCCCGUGUUUGAGGCUUUCGGUCCCUCGGGAAUCCUGGAGCUCAAGCCCGGCACGCCCAUCAUCCUAAAGGGCAAGAACCUGAUCCCACCUGUGGCUGGGGGCAACGUGAAGCUGAAUUACACCGUGCUGGUCGGGGAGAAGCCGUGCACCGUGACCGUGUCGGAUGUGCAGCUGCUCUGCGAGUCCCCCAACCUCAUCGGGAGGCACAAAGUGAUGGCCCGUGUCGGUGGCAUGGAGUUCUCCCCGGGGAUGGUGUACAUCGCCCCGGACAGCCCACUCAGCUUGCCUGCCAUCGUCAGCAUCGCCGUGGCAGGCGGCCUGCUCAUCGUCUUCAUCGUGGCCGUGCUCAUCGCCUACAAACGCAAGUCCCGCGAAAGCGACCUGACGCUGAAGCGGCUGCAGAUGCAAAUGGACAACCUGGAGUCCCGCGUGGCCCUGGAGUGCAAGGAAGCCUUUGCCGAGCUGCAGACGGACAUCCACGAGCUGACCAGUGACCUGGACGGAGCCGGGAUUCCCUUCCUGGACUACAGAACCUAUACCAUGCGGGUGCUGUUUCCAGGGAUUGAGGACCACCCUGUCCUCCGGGACCUCGAGGUUCCGGGCUACCGGCAGGAGCGCGUGGAGAAAGGCCUGAAGCUCUUUGCCCAGCUCAUCAACAACAAGGUGUUCCUGCUCUCUUUCAUCCGCACGCUCGAGUCCCAGCGCAGCUUCUCCAUGCGUGACCGCGGCAACGUGGCGUCGCUCAUCAUGACGGUGCUGCAGAGCAAGCUGGAAUACGCCACCGACGUGCUGAAGCAGCUGCUGGCCGACCUCAUCGACAAGAACCUGGAGAGCAAGAACCACCCCAAGUUGCUGCUCAGGAGGACUGAGUCGGUGGCCGAGAAGAUGUUGACCAACUGGUUCACCUUCCUGCUCUAUAAGUUCCUCAAGGAGUGUGCCGGGGAGCCCCUCUUCUCGUUGUUCUGUGCCAUCAAGCAGCAGAUGGAGAAGGGGCCCAUCGAUGCCAUCACGGGUGAGGCCCGCUACUCCCUGAGCGAGGACAAACUCAUCCGCCAGCAGAUCGACUACAAAACCCUGGUCCUGAGCUGUGUCAACCCUGACAAUGUCAACAGCCCCGAGGUGCCAGUGAAGAGCCUCAACUGUGACACCAUUACUCAGGUCAAAGAGAAGAUUCUAGACGCCAUCUUUAAGAAUGUACCCUGCUCCCACCGGCCCAAGGCUGCAGAUAUGGACCUGGAGUGGCGACAAGGAAGCGGGGCGAGGACGAUACUGCAGGAUGAAGACAUCACCACCAAGAUUGAGAAUGACUGGAAGAGGCUGAACACCCUGGCCCAUUACCAGGUGCCAGAUGGUUCUGUGGUGGCUUUAGUGUCCAAGCAGGUAACAGCCUACAAUGCAGUGAACAACUCCACGGUCUCCAGAACCUCGGCAAGUAAAUAUGAAAACAUGAUCCGCUACACGGGCAGUCCCGACAGCCUCCGCUCUCGCACGCCCAUGAUCACACCCGACCUGGAGAGUGGAGUGAAGAUGUGGCACCUGGUGAAGAACCACGAGCACGGCGACCAGAAGGAGGGGGACCGGGGGAGCAAGAUGGUGUCUGAAAUCUAUCUGACACGACUCCUGGCCACGAAGGGCACGCUGCAGAAGUUCGUGGACGACCUGUUCGAGACCAUCUUCAGCACAGCACACCGCGGCUCUGCCCUGCCUCUGGCCAUCAAGUACAUGUUUGAUUUCCUGGAUGAGCAGGCUGAUAAGCACGGUAUCCACGACCCGCAUGUCCGCCACACCUGGAAGAGCAACUGCCUGCCACUGAGGUUUUGGGUCAACAUGAUCAAGAACCCCCAGUUCGUGUUUGACAUCCAUAAGAACAGCAUCACGGACGCCUGCCUCUCCGUGGUGGCCCAGACCUUCAUGGACUCCUGCUCCACGUCGGAGCACCGGCUGGGCAAGGACUCCCCGUCCAACAAGCUGCUCUAUGCCAAGGACAUUCCCAGCUACAAGAACUGGGUGGAACGGUAUUACUCAGACAUCGGGAAGAUGCCGGCCAUCAGUGACCAGGACAUGAAUGCAUACCUGGCCGAGCAGUCCCGGAUGCACAUGAAUGAGUUCAACACCAUGAGUGCGCUCUCAGAGAUCUUCUCCUACGUGGGCAAGUACGCUGAGGAGCCUCAACACCAAGAGAAGGUAUAG